ACUGGUGGUGGAUGAGGAGAUACCCCCUGUCUAUGUAAAGCGCUUUGAGUGCCUAGAAAAGCGCUAUAUAAAUGUAAGGAAUUAUUAUUAUUAAUUAUUAGCUGAUGACUGUAUGUGGAAUAACGUGGGGAAACUUCAUGUUAGUGAAUAAACAAAGGCUGUGCUCGAUUCUGACAUGCCAUGGAUAGAGAAACCUUUCACAACUGCAGCAGUUUGGUCAAAAUGCCCAGGCAGAUCCAUCAACAGCACUGCUCAUCUCAUUUCAUGAGUACAUGGGGAGAGAAAUACCCUACUCAAAAUUCUUCAAGAACUACUUGAUCCCGAAUCAACCCUGCAUUUUUUCCAAAAAAUUCACAGAAGACUGGAACUGCAGAAAAAACUGGAUCACAGCUGAUGGCAAACCUAACUUCCAAAGACUUCUACAUGAAUUUGAUGAGACUCCUGUGCCUGUUGCAAACUGCAGUGCAAAAGAAUACAACUCCAACCCGAAGCAGAUCUUGCCUUUUAAGGAGUUUAUCCAGUACUGGAGAGAGUACAUUCAGAAUGGGCAUUCUUCACCCAAAGGAUGUCUUUACUUAAAGGAUUGGCAUAUGCAAAGCAAGAAAGAGGAAUCCUCCCCUGUCUGGGAUUUUUUUUUAAUGGUUGGUCACAAUAAGGUGAAAUGCUUGCUGUGUCCAAAGGAGAUGACAUACAACAAUUACACCUCCUCCAUGCUCAGGCAUUAUCGAGCACUGCACGAGCAUGCACAGACUACUAACAAUCUUUAUCAAUCAAAUCAAAUCAAUAUUUAUCCAAAGUGAAUCUCACAAGAUCUGAGGAUCCACUAUUGGGCUCAACAUAAACAUCUGUAUCCUCAUUUACAGCUGGCACUGACAUUUUUAUGUUUCCCCGCAUCCUCUGUUCUAUGCGAAAGGAUCUUUUCCAAGGCUGGAGAGGUUCUGUCCAAAAGGAGGAAGCCCCAACACACUUGAAAAAAUUCUGUUCCUCAAUAAAAAGAAUGUGUGAUCCUUCCUUCACCCACCCCAAACUGCAGUGUUGCAGUUUGUUCCUCUAAAUCCACAGUCCCAUAAGCACAACACUGCACUAAAACUAGUAGCAGUUUAAUGCACAAAACACACCAGAAACAAUUCUUAACCUUUCCCACCCCACACUUUUCUGUUGCAACUUGCGUUAUUACACUCCCUCCACCAUAAGAACUACACUCAACACAGUCUCGCUUUUGUUGUUCCUACUGUCACUAUCCAAACAAUUUAUGAAUAAUGAAUGAACUGUAUGUGACAGUUUUCUCUGCACAAGUAAAUUCAGACAGAGAGAGAAACAUAUUUUAUUUGAUACCCAGGCAAUGGACAAAUGUCUGCUCAGGUCAUUGAUUCUGUUUUUUUUUUUAUUGGUCUGCUAUUUCUUUGCACAGUAGCUAGGCUCCUCCCCUUUCAGCUUGAUUGAUUACCUUUGAUUCUCCUCUGGACCUGUAGAGUUUAUGCAUUAACAAAUGAGAACGUUCUGGAAUGUCACUAGCCAAUGGAAGGCUUGAUAAAAUUCUGAGAUUUUCUGAAGUUUACUAUUACAUUUUGACAGUUUGUCUAUGGUAGACAAUGAAUGUCAUUUAAAAAGCACCUGAUAUGACUCAAUUAAUAGAGAAUAUUCAUAAAAAUCCCUCUUUUUUUUUUAGAGUUUUUUUUUUGUUUAUCAUUGGAAAAGAUUUGGAAAAAUGUAGAAUUACAGUACAUCACUCCCAAAAGAAUCCUCUGCAGUGAAUGGGUGGCAUCAGAAUGAAAGUCCAAAGAGCUGAUAUAAAUAUCACAAAAAUUCACAAGUAAUUCACAUCAAUUACUGUCUUUUGAAGGGAAAGGCUGUGUGUUUCUAAGAAACAAAUCCAUCGUUAAGAAGUUUUUAACUUCAAACUAUUGCAAACUAUUCAUAAUCCCAGUUAAAGGUGCCAAAGAAUGCACUGAUACAAUAUUUUAAAUAUCUACAUAAAAGGUAUGUGGUUUGGGUAAGGCAAAAAAUCUCCAGAAAUGGAUUUACAUGUCCAUUUACAACCCUGCAUUUGUCCCUAGAAUUAUUUGGAAGGGUCAUGAAUAAUAAUGCUGACUGGCUGUUUCACAGCACAGUUUUCUUCUGUCCAGUGUGAACGAUGAAGAGAUUAGGCAUCCAACCUGAUUUGUUUGAGCCUGUAUCAGACGAAGAACCAGAUUUUGAGAGAUUUUGCAGGAAUGUUUAGCGUCUGAGUCAGGGGUAGGCAAGUUCAGUCCUAGAGAGCCGCAGUCCUGCACUGUUCAGCUCCAAACUUGAAAAAACCCUCACCUUCUUCUUCUUCUUCUUCUUCUUCUUUUUAAUGUUUAACGGCGGUUGGCAUCCAGCAUAAUUGGUGCAUUACCGCCACCCUCUGCUCCGGAGUGUGGAUCAGAAAAACAGGUUCAUAUAUUCAUUUACCCCAUUCCCUCCUACUCCCCUAUCAUAUAUAUCCACACACUUCACCAUUAUUCUACUCUAUUAUAAACCCUCACCUGCCUGUAGCCUUAGUGAUCCUGAAGACAUUGAUGAGCAUGUUCAGGUGUGUUUGAUUAGGGUUGAAGCUGAACUCUGCAGGUAUGCGGCUCAGGACCGAACUUGCCUAACCCUAACCUCUGAGUGAAUGAGGCUUGAGAGAGUUGUCAGUGAAGAUGUGGACGCAGCGUCUGUGUUGCUGUCAUAAGCAUUUUUGGACUUGUCUUUUCCACUUUUUUGACAAUUGAGAAAGUAAAUAAAGAAGGACAGCGAUAUCUUUAUCUAUCUUAAUUGCUAAAUAUUUGAAAACAUUUUGGUCUUUUUUGAUUUAUUUAUCAGUUUUAAUAGCAAUAUCUGGCUAACUAACUUGGUAGGUACUAACUAACUAAAGAAACACCAUGUUAACAGAAUUUAAGAACCAAUUACAAUCAGAUUAGUAAGA
Carassius auratus (goldfish) is the source of this 2929-nucleotide messenger RNA. Its product is annotated as jmjC domain-containing protein 4-like. The transcript has 4 exons. The record is from RefSeq and is a predicted model, not a curated record. Gene Ontology annotation, molecular function: sequence-specific DNA binding; 2-oxoglutarate-dependent dioxygenase activity. Gene Ontology annotation, cellular component: nucleus; cytoplasm. The coding region runs from base 273 to 800 and encodes 175 amino acids. Gene Ontology annotation, biological process: positive regulation of translational termination; protein hydroxylation. Lineage: Eukaryota; Metazoa; Chordata; Actinopteri; Cypriniformes; Cyprinidae.